Messenger RNA from Neolamprologus brichardi, 9975 nucleotides. NCBI's taxonomy places the organism in Eukaryota, Metazoa, Chordata, Actinopteri, Cichliformes, Cichlidae. The record is from RefSeq and is a predicted model, not a curated record.
UUCAGUGCGACACAAAUAUAGUACAGAAAGCAAAGAAGCUCCAAAGUAUCUGAAGAGAAGUUUCUUGAACCCUGUAAGUCUGCAGUCUUCUUAGUCCAUUUUUGUCCUCCUUCCCCCCCUCUCACCCAGGAGGCCCUGAUCAUGGCCAGCAUGGAGCACCCCCACCUGGUGCGUCUCCUCGGUGUCUGCCUGAGCCCCACCAUCCAGCUGGUCACCCAGCUCAUGCCCCACGGCUGCCUCCUCGACUAUGUGCACGAGCACAAGGACAACAUUGGAUCGCAGCUGCUGCUCAACUGGUGUGUCCAAAUUGCAAAGGGAAUGAUGUACCUGGAGGAGAGGAGGCUGGUCCACAGGGACCUGGCAGCUCGGAACGUGCUGGUAAAGUCUCCCAAUCACAUCAAGAUCACUGACUUCGGCCUGGCCCGACUGCUGGACGGCGACGAGAAAGAAUACAACGCAGACGGGGGAAAGGUCGGUAUGCCCAUUAAGUGGAUGGCUCUGGAGUGCAUCCACUACAGGAAGUUCACCCAUCAGAGUGACGUGUGGAGCUACGGAGUGACCAUCUGGGAGCUGAUGACAUUCGGAGGCAAGCCUUACGAUGGGAUCCCCACGCGAGAAAUCCCAGACAUCCUGGAAAAAGGCGAGCGCCUGCCCCAGCCGCCAAUUUGCACCAUAGACGUCUACAUGGUCAUGGUCAAAUGCUGGAUGAUUGAUGCAGACAGCAGGCCGAAGUUCAAAGAGCUGGCCGCCGAGUUCUGCAGAAUGGCCCGUGACCCACAGCGAUAUCUGGUGAUUCAGGGAGACGACCGUAUGAAGCUUCCCAGUCCCAAUGACAGCAAGUUCUUCCAGAGCCUGCUGGACGAAGAGGACCUUGAUGACUUGAUGGAUGCCGAGGAGUAUCUGGUGCCUCGAGGUUUCAACAUGGCCACUCAGUCGUGCACGACCAGGCCUCGUGUUGACCCCAACAGGAAUCAAUUUGGCUAUCGAGAUGGUGGUCCAAAUGCUGCAGAAGGACCCUUGGCAGGCGCACAAGCUUGUGUGAACCAGGAUGCCACAGGUGGCCCGAGCCCAGUCCUGGAGGACCAGCGUUGUAAUGGAAGCCUGCAUAAGAAGAGCCUGAGCCAGGCUGGAGGGGAAGACAGUGGGGGCCAGAGGUACAGUGCUGACCCAACCAUCUUUCUGGGGGAGAGAGCAUUGAGAGUGGACACUGAUGAGGACGGAUACAUGACGGCAAUGAAGGACAAGAGCUCCUCAGAAUAUCUGAAUCCCAUCGAGGAGAACCCGUUUGUCACGCGACGUAAAAACGGCGAGAUCCACGCCCUGGAUAACCCAGGCUACCACAGCACACCCAACAGUCAGCCCAAAGGAGAGGACGAGUACAUCAAUGAGCCCCUCUACCUUAACACCUUCCAUACCCCCGCUGAGUUGGGCCUGGAAGCCCUGAGGAGAAAUGGUCUGCCCCUACCCACCCAGCCUCCUUCUUCUAUCUCAGCCACAACCUCAGGCUCCCAUCUCCCGCUUACCAUCCAGACUAGCCUGCCCCACUACCCCCUCCCCACAGCCCAACCAUCUCCAUCUGGUAUCCCUUGCCACCAUGGUCCACCGACUCACAUCCUCCAUGCCCACCACCCCGUCAAACCUGCAGGGCAACCUGGCAAUCCAGGUGGCGGCUCUGUUGCUCAGAGCCAAGCAGGAACUACUGCUCAGGCUCAGGUGAGCCAGUCGGGUGCCCUGUCCACUUCAGCCACCAUCGGGCAUGGCAGCCUACCAGCCUACCAGAGCUACGCCACCACACACCCUGCCAGUUUGCUGAAGCAUGGAGGGCAAACAUCAGGUAAAGCCAGCGGGAAGAAGCUAAAGGUGACCUUUGACAAUCCAGAAUACUGGCAGCACAGCUUGCCUCCCAAAUCAUCUAACCAGGCAGCCUCAGAUGGUGCCCAGGGAGGUUCCACCAACGCCAAGCUCUUCUAUAAGCAGAAUGGACACAUACGGCCGGCAGUAGCUGAAAACCCUGAAUACAUGUCUGAGUUUUCCCUGAAAGCUGGAACCAUCUUGCCACCUCCACCUUACCGGCAGCGAAACACUGUGGUCUAGAUUAUUCCGUUUAACAAACGUUCCCCAAUCUUCCUCUAGCCUCCAACAAGCCCAACAUCCUCUCCAGUUCCACGGUCCUACACAAAGAGAGAGUAGCCCCAACCAAGGCUGCUCUCAGCCCUGCCCAGAUAACAGGCCAUCUGCUGUAGAUUGUAGCAACAUCUGGAGGAGGUGGACCGAACCAAGCAGAAGCAACUCAGACCCCUGAACUGUCACUAUAGACAAUCUCGUCCAUCUCUGUUCUGUAGAUAGAGACUGUGCUCCAUGUCAUUCAGAAUAUCAAGGUUAUGGUAGUUUUCAGUAAAGAACAGAUGCUUAAUUAUCACACAGCAGUGGACGGACUGUAUCUGGGGGUACCUGAACUCACUGCCAGCCACUUGGGUUUCAGAUUUGUGAGAGGAACAAGAAGUUUUACUAAUCUUUUUGCUUUCUAUUAUAACGUUCUGAGGAGAAACAAUAUUCUGCAAAGGGUUUCUGAAAGACACAAUCACAUAGAACAAAUACAGUCUGUUAGAUGUCAAGAUGCCUGGUUUUCUGAAUGACCUUAGAGUGAGGUAGCCAGGCAACAAAAGCAAAAUAUGGAGGAAGAAAAGACAAUAUAGAGUGGGCAACAAAAGAUGGAGCACUCAUCAAUCAUAUUCAGUGAUUUUUGCCUAUAGGAUUAUACCCACCGUGUGUUCUUUUAUAUAAAAUAUGUGAAUUUCAUCUCAUCCUUCUACUGUAACUGUGAUACUGUGAUGGACAAAACUACAGUGAUCUUUUCUUUCACACUUGUAGUUCAACCAUGGACUUUUUAAAUUGCUCGAGAAUCUGCAGGGCAACUGCUGUUCUGUUGGUUUUGCUUGGCUGCUGUCUGUUUGGAGAAGCUGACUAAAACAGCUUUCCCAGGGCAAAUGGUAAAAGGGAAACCACACUGUAAACACUUUUAUAAUCACGGGUUUCAGUGCUGAAAAGAUUUUUAUACACUGGUUUUCCCAUUCAAAUCGUGAAGCUAAUGAGAAAACCUGCUAUGAGCUGUAGAGUACUCAACAGUAAAGCAGCUGAACUCAAAAUGGUGUUCAAAGAGAGAGAAAAAACUACAGAAAGGGGAGGAAAAGUUCAUGAAAGUUUAUACAAACUGACUAAUGAAGACCUCAAGGAAGGAACAAGACAGCACCAGCAGAGCACAGUUAAACAGACUACUUUAUAUGUCUAUCUGUCUUUAUGUCAGUGUGAUUGGGAUUAGUGUGUGCGUGUAUGUUCAUAUUUUAGCAAGCUACAGAUGACCCCACUGGGGGGUAAAAGUCAGUGUUAAUGGAGUCGAAAGCUAAAGAUCUUCAGUACUAACCAACGAUCGACUCUAUCAAGGCUUUUUUUUCCUAUGUCAAGUAUAAAACAAAUCAAGCUCAAAUCAAAAGAUCAUUAAAAGCCCCAAACUGCACCAAAUGGCACCAAAUCUCUGGAAGGGUUUUUAUAGAUUUAGGGUGUCCUUAGCUAACGUUACUUUCUUUGAGUUGAUCAAAAUCAAGAAUGUGAGGAUUUAUCAUUUUAUUAACUGGAACUGGUGCUCGUCCCGGUCAUGGUGUUUGUUAUAUUCUCGAUUGCUUGGUCCGAGAAAAAGUACAACUCUAGACUACUUUUGGCCACAUAACUCUUGAUUAUUUUUGUCCACAUCUGAUCUAGAUGUUUUUUGCUUUUUUUUUACAGAAUCAUGUUUUUUCCAGACCCCACCCAUAUUCUCAUUAGACUGUUAAUUGGUAGCUAAUUUCAUUUUGGCUACUAGAAGUGUCAGUGGUUCCUACCCAAAUUGUUCACAAGGCAGAAGUCGAUAAGCUAACCUUGUCUGCUAGAAAAUGUAUUUUAAAGAGCAAGAAAAAAUGAUGCUUUCAAACAAGUCAGAUGUUUUAAAGCUAAAUUUAUUCUUUAGCAUUAAAGCUAGCUUAAGCCUCACAUGCACCUCCAUAGAAUUGUAACUACACCUUGUGGCAACAUAGAUCUCUGAUCUUGCCAACCAAUAUGUGGCCAUAGAUUGUGGCUAAAUACAGAAAACUUGACAGUAGCUUGAAGUGUAUAUUUUAUUUAUAUUUCAACCAGGACAACUAUAGUCAGAAGACUGUUGUUUUAGUAAUUUCUGUUUGGAGGUAUGGUUCUAUUCUGGGGUAAUGUAGAAAGCACAAAGCAGGGAGACUCCUUUCACGUAAACUAUACUUCUGUAUCAGCUCUACGUCGUAACUUAUACCAUAACCAGACCCCAUUUUAACCCUAUGCCGCAACCUUCUAAGUAACCCGUCGUGCACUUCCCUAGAAAUGUAACUACAUGUCGGGCCAAUGCAUACCACAACGACUUGAUGGUGUGGAAGACCUCAGUGUAGGGACACAAGGAUUUUCCAAUUAAGUAGUUAGUUGGGAUGUUGAGAUUUCCCACAGAAGUCUAAAUGAAGUUUAAGAUUUCACAGAGCAGAAAUAACAACAAAUGUGAAAAGGAAGAGUUAGCUGGAUGUGGGGUUGGCUGCUUCCAAAAAACUGUCAUAAGGAUGUGUAGAAGGGUACUAGCUGAGACAUUAGCUUAUCAUUAGCUGGGACUGUGGUGGAGCUUGACUUUGUCACCUGGCUGAACUUGGGCUUUGCUCCAUGUAUAAGUUGUGGUCAGAAGUUUAUAUCCACUCAUCACAAAUAUCAUGGUCAUUUUGGGCUUCUAAUGAAUUCUUUGAAACUGUCUUUUUUCCACGGUGAAAUGACUGUAUAGUAUACAUAUUUAAUGACUUUAAAAACAAAAAAUUGGGCUUUAAAGUUUUAAAAAGUAUCUGGCAUAAUUCUGGCUGGAUAUUUGGCCACUAUUCUUGGCAUGCAUUGAAAAUGUAAAAAGUAAAAGAAAAAAAUUCUAAGCUGAAAAAUAACACGACAUUCAUGCCCAUGAUGAGUGUAUGUUAACCUACAACCACAACUGGCCAAACCAAGUUCAUAAAGCAAGCUCUGUUUUGAAUACAUGUAAUUUUUUUUAACGCAGCACAGGGUAACUGGUAAAAGAAAUGAGUACUAUACUAUAUGACAUCUUUUCAGUUAAAACUAUAAUGUUAUGUUUUCCAAUAUUAAGUUAGUUUAGUUUUCAUUUGUUUCUUGGUGAAUCACCAGACAGUCAACUACUGUUACCAGUAUUAAUAACUGUGCCAAUUUUUAACAUACCUAAGAAAGUCAUUUCUUGUUUUGUUUGAUGUAAUUUGCACUUUCAGCACCACUGAGUUUUAAAUUAAUUAGUCUAGCCACUGUUUAACGAAGCUUCUAAUCUAUAAAGGCUUCACAUCUGUUCUUAGCCCAGAGUGAUAUCAUCACUCUCAAGAAAUCUCAAGAAAAUAGUUCUAACCCUGACUACUGAUGCCUGUGUAGGCAACUUGCCAGUCAAUGCUGCUGAAAGCACUGUAUUACAGCCGUUACUUCUUCCACCAAGCCAUACACAACACCUGUGGGUAGGGGAAAACACUGCAACGCUUGCCAAACUUAGAAGUUCAAGAUAAAACUUGUGUAAUGUUGGUUUCUCUCAGAGGUCCUUUUGCAAUAUCUCCUUUAUUUAGUUGAAUGAAUAUGAAGAAAAACUUGUAGUUCUUGAACCUUUAACAACAACGGUAUUUUUCAUUAUUUGUGGAGCAUAAAUAUUGCUUUGUCAUAGUUUCAACAACCUUUCAUCAUCCUGCUCUGCCAGAGCCCAGCCCUGCCUAAGCUGUGUUCUUGCGUAGGUUAUUUAUUUUGUGUAUUUAAAAGUGUGUGAAAGUGUGCUUGUCUCAGUCUAUGCACAUGUAACGCUGUAUGUGUUUAUCCUCCCCAUGGAGCACUUUGAUCAAAGUCGCGGGUAUAAAGAAAGGAUUUCCACUCUUCGUUACUGAAAUAUUCAACUUGUUUAUCCAGCCGUUUACCACUUCAGAAAGCAAUAGCUUUAGCAAAAGUACAAGGAAGGAACUGGGGCCAAGAGGUCAUAAGGAAAACACAUUUUACAUGGUACUUGACCAGCUUCAAGAAUGUCCUUGUUUCCAUGUUUUUUCAUUGGCUUCAAACAGUAUUUAUAGUAGUGCUUUGAUGCUGUUAUGAUUAAUUGAUGAAGGAGUAUUUUGUAGUCCUUUUUCGAGCUCUAAUUCAGUGAAAUAGAGACAGCAUUUAAUAUCAAUGUGAAAUAUUUAUGGCGCGUUUGAGCUUGUUUAUACUGAGCGAUGGAAGCGACUGCCAAAUCUGGGUUUCAAGAAAAAGGAACAAAAAUAUGAUGGUGGUCGAAAGAAAAACACACGCCUUGGUUUAUGCCUGUUUUGCCCUAAAUUACACUGCAGACCCAGGCAAAAUGUGUGUUUGAAUCAAGAACAGAUUGAAGGACUGAUGAUACGACUGGUUUCAAAUGUUUUCAAGAGCACUUAAGAGAAUCCGAGGCAUCCCCACUCUCCCAUUUUUGAUCUGAGUCAAAAAUGGGAGAGUGACUUGUUUGUUGACAGAAAGGCAGGAAAAAGCACCUGAAGUUCCCCUUCUGACAAGUCGUGUUUUUUCCCAUCCUAAGGCCUUGGUUAUCCUUUUAGAGUACCAAAAUGUGUUGCGUCUAUGUGGAAGCAUUUUUUUUUCCUCUGAAAACUAAUAUCUUGUGUCUUGUUUCAAACUAGUUUUGCCUUGGUGUUACCUGCUGCUAUUUGUCUCAGUCCUUAACAGGCUUGUGUUCGUGGCAGUUCAAAAGCAUGCCAGGGGGAAACACUGCUGGUUAGGCUGAUCCUUUUUAUAUUAUUUUCUGGGUUUAGUUUUUGUUUUUUUUUUACUGCCUCCUCAAAGCCAAGGUGCAAAGGCAUGUAGCCAUGUCCUGAACCGAAUCCGUCAAUAUUUUAUCCUCAAACACCAUACAGGCUUCAACAAAGUCUAUUGUAUAGUAAAUAUUACAUUGCAUGGUUCCCAAAGUGAGUGUUUUACUGCCCUCCACCUUUGUAUCUCAUUUAUGACAACAUUAUAGUCAAAUUUCUGUCCAGUGUGGGAAAAAUUAACCAGAUAUUUUUUAUCGAGUUUAGUAGCACAAACUGGGAAUCCUUAUUUCUGCGAUGAUUCAUGGGAAUUUUUGUGUGUGAGUGUAGUACACCCCCACCCCCUCCCUACAGUGUCUUUUUAAUAUUGAGUUUUAUCCUUAGUAUCAACGAUGUAACUUCUUUUUCCCACUAUUGUGUUGGCUACUGUACAUUGUUCGACGUGUUUGUUAUUCUAGCCACGUUUUUUGGUUUCUUGACAUUUUAAUUGCACAAAAGAAGAAAAAGCUACUCUUAGCUACUCCCUUAUUCACAAGGGGUUGCCAUAGCGGGUAGCUCCACAUAUUCGGUUUGGUAGAUUUUUACGCCGGAUGCCCUUCCUGAUACAGCCCCGAAGGGAUUUGCGUCUCAAAUCAAACCAGGAAUCUUUCGCUUGUUAGGCGAAUGUAUAAACCACUAUACCAUUGUCCCUCAUAAAAGAAAGUCAUUCAUUUUCUGUAUUCAAAUCAUUGUAUCAGUAUAACUGUACAGAAUCUUUGGGAUUUCCUCCCAGAUUUAUCUAACACACUUCAACAACAAAUGUGAAUAAUAUUUUUAUAAAGCACUGAAAUGGCCGACUUGGUGAAUUUGUAAAUAAGGAGGCGAUGCUUUGAAUUUAUAUUGGUCUUCUCUCCUACUGCUUUUUUCUCCUGCUUAUAUCAACUUGUACAAAAAGAGCCGUACAUAUUUGCUUUAUGUAAGUGUACCCUUUUUACUAAUGGGUAUUUCAUUUUAAAAGUGCUUGUUGUUCCCUUCUCAUGUGAAACUCUGUUCAGUGGCCCUGCUUCAGACCUUUGUGGCUGUUCACGUGUAACGUUUCAGUUUAAGUGAACACUGUUAAACACUACACAAAUAACAAUGGGUGGUGUCUCACUUUGAAUACUUCCAUAAUAGUAGCAUAUUAGCUUGAUAGUGUAGUGUUGUCUGAAAUCAGGCAUGACAAGAGGCUGGACUAUUGGAGCAUUUGACCAUGGCUGUCAUGCUAGCUGGCACAUUUUGUUCAUGUUUACAUUUGUCAAGUUACUUACUAAAUGUAAUACUAAAUUCUUCUGAAGUAAUGUAAACACAGUAACAUCAGUCCCAGAUUGAAAAAUCUUUUGCUUUUAGCUUCCCAGAUAGCAUUAACAAGGAUUGUUGCGCUAGCUGCAACAUUUUAUAAACAUAUGACAAAAUGAGCUUCUUACCAUGUAUAACACUUCUCUGUCAUUGCAGAUGUAAGUUUAACAUGCAUAAAUAUCAGUCGGUGCCAUAAUGCGUGAAAUAUCAAUCCCGGGUUGCUAAACAUCUACUGGCGGUAGCUAGCUAGAUAGCGCAGACUGCAAGUGUCACACUAGAUGGCGCAUUUAGUGAAUUUAUCAAGUUGUUGAGCCUCUGGUCAGAUAUCUUACACUAAAAUCUCUAUGAAGUCACAGAAAACUACCAGACAAUACCACAGUGCAGACAACAUGCCGACAACACAAAAACAACUAGCUAGCUAGUAUUAGCUCAAUAUCUGGCUCUAAUUUGAAGAUCAGCUGUUAAUGCCUUAGUUUCCACUACUUAAGGCCCAAGUCAGACAGGCUGUGCUACGGGUUCACCAUUCUCUUUGCAAUAUCUGAUCACUAAGGAAAGAUGUAUGGUCCCCCACCAGUUAACAAGUGGUUGCUGGAGAUUGCUGUCUGUCACAAAUGGGGUGCUGCAUCAGAUAGCCUCCUUGUGAUUGUUUUGUUUGCUUGCAUAUUGUUGCUUUUGCCUGUAGUUUGCAUGAAAAGCAGCCACUUUUCAGCUAUGCUCUAUGUAACUGGAAACUGAGAACAUUCACCUUAAAAAUAAAAGCAGUGCCUUAUCAUUGGAACUAAGACAUUUCAAAAGGUGCAACUUUUAUAAUUAAGGUGAAUAUUUGCCAAUUGUGCCACACUUUUGUCAGUUUCACAACAGCUUAACGAGUAGUUUGCGAGCAUUUGCAGACACGUUGGAUGCUUCCAUGCAAACUGGAGACUGUGCCAGUCUAACAGUGGCUAAAACAAUCAUAAGUAGAUUUUUGGUACAACUCUGUAUACCUGUUGGUAACCAAUGUCAUACUAGCAACCGCCAGCAACCUCCAGCAGCCAUUUGCAUACUAUUUGUGGAAUAUACACUCUUUUGCCAUGGUGUUCACUAGCUGUUAGGGUAACCCCACUCACUCUAGGCCUAAGUGAGUGAAGGUUUUAGCAAUCAAUUUCACAGUCAUUGCUCGCAACAUCCAGCAACCACUCAUCAACCAGUUGGGCGAUGAACAUUUUUCCCUAGCAAACGGUCAUAAUCAGAUUAUUCCCAGCUGGUCUCUAAGCCUGUGUGAAUAGGUCCUGGGCAAGAUUCGGAAUAGUGCAUGCCAUUCACAAAAUAACUGUAGGAGUGGGAGUACGCAAACUGAGACACAUCUGAUUUACUUUUCCAAUGCCUACCAUGUCAGUCAACCAAGAGAACUCAAUGCCAUCUUUCUAAAUGUCAUAAAACUGAAACCCGUGGUCCCAACUAACCUAUAUAAACUGUGUUUGAGAGUCAGUGUUACCUUCUCUGCUUACUUUCAAUUCAAAAUAUUACUGAGCCAAGUCCACCCUCUUACUCCUCUUUUCUGCACAGCCUUCACAAUAGGCCCUGAUUUCAUUUAAUUUGUUUUGCAUGCUUUCAAAAGGAGACAUAGUGGAGAGAAGGCGUCAUCGCUUGCUCCUCUUUGCGUACUGUUGGUUUUCAAUACUUUCCCCUUGUCCCUUUACCCAACACCGUCAUUGCUGACUUUCUCUUUGAGUACUUUGAAACCAUACCCAAAGCUUUAUAUCAUAGAAAUACCGUUCCUCAUGUUUGUUACAUGAAUCUGUCAAAAGUAUAUUUUUAAUUUAAUAUAAAUAAAGAUUGAUUCGAUAUA